GUAAAAAAAUGACCAACCAAUAUGUAAGCGGCAGAGGUCUGCUUUUCGAGUUCUUUGCUUGUUCAACUUAGCUGAAUAUAAAUCAGGAGCUAGCACGCUGAAUGAGUACUUUGAAUUUUAAAAAGACUCUGCUUGAAAACUUCACUACAAAUAGUCCUUUUUUUUCCACACUUGACAUCAGUGCAGUCUUGCGGUGCUACUGCUGUCAUUCGGAAAUGAAUUUGGAGAGACAGCGGAGAACAAAUGUGUUGGAAGAGGCUUUGUGUGUGUGGCGUGAAUCACGAUUGGUGGUGCUUCCCUGGUUGACACACAGGUAUAUAUCACUGAGGCCUUUGCCUGUCCACUAAUCCUCCCCCAUUCCCCCGCCUCCCGUGUCUCUUUCUCCAGAGCCCAAGUAUAAUAUCUAGUUUGUCUCAGACACAUUCAUCUGCCCUCGCGGUGGCUUCUUCUUACAGAUUAACACCUGAUGGAGGCUGCUAGCUGCUGCCUCUCUCUGUGAUCACUUAACUUUUAACUUGGACCGGACGUGCUCGGUAACGGCGUUGACUUUGAGACCAAUGUGGUCAUUGCGUGUGGUGCUUAAGAGCGACGGUGACCGGGAGAGGCAAAACGAUUUGUUCGUGAUGAUCCAGUGGUGAAGGUCAGCUGUGGUGACUGCGGUUUGUCCAGGAGAUGCAUGACGGAGCGCUGCUAUGUUUCUUUACAAAGCCCUUAAACACAGAGAUGAAGAGGAGGACGUCCAGUCCCAGAAACCCUGGAUAGAAAGCACGUUCACCAAAAGGGAAUGUGUGUACAUACUUCCAGUGUCAAAGGACCCCCACAGUUGCCUUCCAGGAUGCCAGAUCUGCCGACAGCUCGUCCGGUGCUGCUGUGGGCGAUUGAUUCGCCAGCACGCUGGCUUCUCGGCCAGCUUGGCCACAAAGUACUCGGAUGUGAAGCUGGGUGAAAAUUCCAACCUCUCCUUGCCCGAGCUGGAGGAGUGGUCGGUGGAAAAACACACAGAGGGGAGCCCCACCGACGCCUAUGGUGUCAUCAACUUCCAGGGAGGUUCCCAUUCGUACAGAGCCAAGUAUGUGCGUUUGUCUCAUGACUCGCGACCCGAGAGCAUCCUGCGGCUGAUGCUGAAGGAGUGGCAUAUGGAGCUUCCAAAGAUCCUCAUCUCUGUCCACGGCGGUGUCCAGAACUUUGAAAUGCACCCACGUAUCAAGCAGGUGGUGGGAAAGGGCCUCAUCAAAGCUGCCGUCACCACGGGCGCUUGGAUUCUCACAGGAGGGGUUAACACAGGUGUGGCAAAACAUGUUGGUGAUGCGCUCAAAGAGCACUGUUCACGAUCAUCCAAGAAAAUUUGCACUAUUGGGAUUGCACCUUGGGGAGUCAUUGAAAACAGGAACGAUCUCAUCGGCAGAGACAUAAUUGCUCCUUAUCAAACACUUCUGAACCCGCUCAGCAAGCUAAACGUUCUCAACAAUCUCCAUUCACAUUUCCUGCUGGUGGACGACGGCACGGUUGGGAGGUACGGCGCAGAGGUCCAGCUGCGGCGCGACCUUGAGAAACACAUCAACCUCCAAAGAAUACACGCACGCAUCGGCCAGGGGGUCCCUGUGGUGGCUCUGAUCUUUGAGGGCGGUCCAAAUGUGAUUUUGACCGUCCUUGAUUAUCUUCAGGAGAGCCCACCUGUCCCAGUGGUUGUGUGCGAGGGGACGGGCCGAGCUGCAGACAUUUUGGCCUACAUCCACAAGCAGACGGAGGAAGGAGGUCGCCUUCCAGAUGGAGUGGAAGCUGACAUCAUUGCAACCAUUAAGAAAACCUUCAACUUCAGCCAGAGUGAAGCCAUCCACCUUUUCCAGACGCUCAUGGAGUGCAUGAAGAGCAAAGAACUGAUUACCGUGUUUCACAUCAGCUCCGACGACCACCAGGACAUCGAUGUCGCCAUUCUCAAGGCUUUACUCCAAGGCACAAAUGCAUCUGCCUUUGAUCAGCUGGUUCUGACUCUGGCCUGGGACAGAGUGGACAUCGCCAAGAAUCACGUCUUUGUUUACGGCCAGCAACUCCUGGUGAGCUCUUUGGAACAAGCCAUGCUCGACGCCCUGGUGAUGGACAGGGUAGACUUUGUGAAGUUGCUCAUCGAAAACGGUGUCAGCAUGCACCGCUUCCUGACAAUCAACAGGCUGGAAGAGCUCUACAACACGAAACAACCUCCAAACAAUCCGACCCUCUUGCACUUGGUUAGAGAUGUCAAACAGAGCCAUCUCCCUCCGAACUACAAAAUCACUCUGAUCGACGUGGGUCUGGUGAUCGAGUUCCUGAUGGGCGGGACUUACAGGUGCAACUACACCAGGAAGCGCUUCAGAAUCAUUUACAAUAAUCUCCAUCGGAAUAGCAGGAGGUCUGGUCGGCACACGACGGGCUCGCACCAGAGAUCCAGAAAUCACGAGUCGUUCAGCAUGCAGGCAGACAAGAAGGAGAAGACGAGACACAAUCUCUUCAUAAAGACGGCUCAGCCCUACAAACCAAAGCUGGAGACCACCACGGAGCAGAGUAAGAAGAGGAGCAAGGAAGAGAUCGUGGAUAUAGACGACCCAGAGACAAGGAGGUUUCCCUACCCCUUUAAUGAGCUGCUGGUUUGGGCAGUUCUCAUGAAGAGGCAGAAAAUGUCUCUGUUCUUCUGGCAACACGGGGAGGAAAACAUGGCCAAGGCUCUGGUUGCCUGUAAGCUCUGUCGGUCCAUGGGCUACGAGGCAAAGAAAAGUGAUGUGGUGGACGACACUUCAGAGGAGCUCAAGGAGUACUCAAAUGAGUUCGGGACUCUGGCAGUGGACCUUCUGGAGCAGUCGUUCAGGCAGGACGAGACCAUGUCGAUGAAGCUGCUGACCUACGAGCUGAAAAACUGGAGCAACAUGACGUGUCUGAAGCUGGCUGUGUCAUCACACCUGCGGCCCUUUGUGGCCCACACCUGCACCCAGAUGUUGCUGUCAGACAUGUGGAUGGGACGGCUGAACAUGCGCAAGAACUCCUGGUACAAGGUGAUUCUGAGUAUGUUGGUGCCGCCGGCCAUUUUGCUCUUGGAGUACAAAUCCAAGGCAGAGAUGGCUCACAUCCCUCAGAGCCAGGACGACCACCAGAUUACCAUGGAGGACAGCGAGAACAACUUCCCGAACGUUGCUGAAGACAUCCCGAUGGAUGUGUUCAAGGAGACCCGAUCCCACGACCUCGGGGAGGCCAAGUCUGACACAGAGACACACAUUCGCUCCAGGAAGCUGCCGCUGACCAGGAAGAUAUAUGCCUUCUACCAUGCUCCCAUUGUCAAGUUCUGGUCCAACACGCUUUUCUACCUGUGUUUCCUGAUGAUCUACUCGUAUGUGGUGCUGGUGAGAAUGCAGAUUCAGCCUUCUCCCCAAGAGUGGAUCGUCAUCCUCUACAUCUUCACCUCCGCCAUAGAGAAGAUUCGAGAGAUGUUUAUGUCUGAAGCGGGAAAAAUCAGCCAGAAGAUCAAAGUGUGGUUCAGCGAGUACUUCAACGUGUCCGACUUUCUGGCCAUCGUGACGUUUUUUAUCGGCUUUGGUUUGAGGUUGGCGGGAGGGGACGUUUUUGUCCCAGGCAGGACCGUUUACUGUCUGAACAUCAUCUUCUGGUACGUGCGACUCAUGGAUAUCUUGGCUGUGAACCAGCAAGCCGGACCCUACGUCAUGAUGAUCGCGAAAAUGGUGGCCAACAUGUUCUACAUUGUCGUGAUCAUGGCCAUCGUGCUGCUGAGCUACGGCGUUCCCCGGAAAGCUAUUCUCUACCCGUCUGAAGACCCGAGCUGGACGCUGGCCAAGGACGUGCUGUUCCAGCCGUACUGGAUGAUGUACGGCGAGGUGUAUGCCUAUGAAAUCGAUGUGUGUGCCAACAACAGUGAAGUGAAGACCCUGUGUGCGCCUGGCGUCUGGCUGACCCCUCUGCUCCAAGCUGUCUACCUCUUUGUACAGUACAUACUCAUGGUCAACCUCCUCAUCGCCUUUUUUAACAAUGUGUAUAUUCAAGUGAAGUCAAUUUCCAAUCUGGUGUGGAAGUACCAGCGCUAUCAUUUCAUCAUGGCCUAUCAUGAGAAGCCUGUCCUGCCGCCGCCCUUCAUCCUGCUGUGCCACAUCUACUCGCUCUUCUGCAUGUGCAGGAAGAGGAAGAAGGAGAACACCUACGGACCAAAGCUGUUUCUCACGGAAGAAGACCAGAAGAAGCUGCAUGACUUUGAAGAGCAAUGUGUGGAGACGUACUUCCAUGAAAAGGAUGAUCAGUUUCAUUCGGGCAGUGACGAGCGCAUUCGGCUAACCUCGGAAAGGGUGGAGACCAUGUGCAUGCAGCUGAAGGAAGUGGGCAACACGGUGAACGUCAUCAAAAGGUCCUGGCUCACGCUGGACUCGCAGAUCGGUCACCUGCAGGACCUCUCCGCCCUGAUCGUGGACACGCUGAAGACCCUGACGGCGCAGAGGGCGUCCGAGGCCAGCAAGGUCCACAACCAGAUCACCUGGGAGCUCAGCCUCUCCAAAAACGUGGUCCCCAGCGUCGGGCCUGUGCCGGCCGACACCGGUCCCCUCUCCAAGUCCUCUGCGGUCGGAAAACCUCAGGCUGGACUCAACAUAGCAGAUUCUCUUUUCGGGGCUGGAGCAGAGACUGACAGGAGCCAGAAGCCUGUGCACAGCCUGGGGAGAGGGCAGGUGCUGGACCUCAAGGUGAAUCCAGAGCGAGGGGGGGUGUUUGGCCUCAGACCCUCGACCAUUGAGGCUGGCUCCUCGGGCAGUGCCGGCUCUAGUGCCUUCGUCCAAAGUGCUGUGGCCACUUCCCCUCCAGAGCUGCGUGCACGAGGCCACUCUCUCACUCGGAAUAAGCUGACCCGUCCACAAGAGCCCAUUUAUUCGGACUCACCGUCGAGCCUCCCCAACGUCCCCUACCCCGGAGCUCAGUUCCACAUCAGCACCCCCUCCCAGCCCAGUGGCUCCAGCCACCCUGAACUGACACUGGCGGGGCCGCACUCUCCGCCGGACUGCACCACGGUAGAGUUUGGGGCCUUCAUCGGACAUAAAGAGAGUUCAGAACUCCAGCACUCGACGCCAAAGGAAAGCUUCACGUCCAGCAAAGAGCAGAGCCCGGUGCUGCGCUCCAGAGCCAGGGCCGAGCAUGAACCUCGCGGUCUGAUCAGAGCCGGCAACUCGUAUGCAGGGUUCACCGAGUUGGACAAGAGUCCGGCCUUCCUUCACCCUCAGUCCACUCUCACCAAGAGGGAGAGGAAUCGAGUCUCAGCCGAGGACAUCCUCAUCCACGAGGACCCCAGGGCUGCAGUGCUGGAAAGAGUCCAGGUCAAGUCAGCUCAAGCCAGCAGCCUUCAACCGCCCGCCGAAGAUACAUUACCUGCUGUCCCCCACUACUCGCCCCGACACACCCACCUGGGGCCCAGGAAGGACUCCAUCGGUUCACCAUUCAAACCCAUGGAGAGCUACCAGUACUCGGCUGUGGAACGAAACAACUUGAUGAGGCUGUCCCAGAGCAUUCCCUUCACUCCAGUGCCACCCAGAGGGGAGCCGGUGACGGUGUACCGGCUGGAGGAGAGCUCCCCCAACACCAUCAACAACAGCAUGUCUUCCUGGGCCCAGCGCGGCCUCUGCGCCAAGAUCGAGUUCCUCAGCAAAGAGGAGAUGGGUGGCGGCUUGCGGCGGGCCCUCAAGGUCCUGUGCACCUGGUCCGAGUACGACAUCCUGAAGCCAGGCCACCUCUACAUCGUCAAGUCCUUCCUCCCCGAGGUGGUCCAGACCUGGCAGAGCAUUUACAAGGACGACACCGUGCUGCACCUUUGUCUCAGGGAAAUUCAGCAGCAGAGAGCCGCGCAGAAGCUGACCUUUGCCUUCAACCAAGUCCGACCCAAGGCCAUCCCGUACUCGCCCAGGUUCCUGGAGGUCUACCUGCUGUACUGCCACUCGGCCGGUCAGUGGUUCGCCAUCGAGGAGUGCAUCACCGGAGAGUUCCGCAAGUUCAACAACAACAACGGCGACGAGAUCGUGCCCACCAACCUGCUGGAGGAGACCAUGCUGGCCUUCAGCCACUGGAGCUACGAGUACACCCGGGGAGAGCUGCUGGUGCUGGACCUGCAGGGUGUCGGAGAAAUCCUCACCGACCCCUCCGUCAUCAAGAGCGGAGAGAAGGGAUCCUACGAUAUGAUUUUCGGGCCGGCCAACCUCGGAGACGACGCCAUCCGAAACUUCCGUUCCAAACAUCACUGCAACUCGUGCUGCAGGAAGCUCAAGCUCCCAGACCUGAAGAGGAACGACUACACGCCGGACAAGUGAAGCCGCCGCCGCCGCUGCGAGUCAGAGCCAAGGAGCCCAUCAACUGGAAGGACGGUCGUCGCCGGAGCAUGCCGACUGUUGCGCAACACCUCUGCUGCGUUUUAAAGUUUUUAAAAGUUUUUAAAUAUGAGCGGAUGAAAU
Messenger RNA from Synchiropus splendidus (mandarinfish), 6458 nucleotides. RefSeq names its product transient receptor potential cation channel, subfamily M, member 7 (gene trpm7). Gene Ontology annotation, cellular component: membrane. NCBI's taxonomy places the organism in Eukaryota, Metazoa, Chordata, Actinopteri, Syngnathiformes, Callionymidae. Gene Ontology annotation, biological process: protein tetramerization; protein phosphorylation; monoatomic cation transmembrane transport. Bases 693 to 6317 code for a protein of 1874 amino acids. Gene Ontology annotation, molecular function: ATP binding; protein serine/threonine kinase activity; calcium channel activity. The record is from RefSeq and is a predicted model, not a curated record. The transcript is spliced from 40 exons.